Messenger RNA from Carassius carassius (crucian carp), 3008 nucleotides. RefSeq lists its product as uncharacterized. The transcript is spliced from 12 exons. The coding region runs from base 1514 to 2845 and encodes 443 amino acids. NCBI's taxonomy places the organism in Eukaryota, Metazoa, Chordata, Actinopteri, Cypriniformes, Cyprinidae. The record is from RefSeq and is a predicted model, not a curated record.
UCUGAGCAAGACACUUCAAAAUACGACCACUUUUGAGAUUUAUUUGAAUAUUGAUGGCCUACCCAUUUUCAAGUCCAAAAACCUCACAAUGUGGCCACUUCAGUGUGCUGUCAUCAACAUUGAUGAAGUGAAAAACAGUCCUUUUGUUGUUGCUCUGUUUUCUGGAGCAAAGAAACCAAAUGAUUUGGAGUUUUUGGGGGAUUUUAUGGAGGAGCUGCAAGAACUGAUGGAAACAGGCUUUAAAGGGAAGAGAAUUGUCCUCAAAAACAUCAUAUGUGAUGCACCAGCAUGAGCCCUAAUCAAAGGAAUAGUUCAGUUUAAUGGCCGCUAUGGCUGUGACUUUUGUGAUGUAAAGGGAGUUCAUGAGAGCAAAAUGCUUUUUUUGUAUAAAGGAAAUCUCAGAACCAAUGAGUCAUUUAGAAAGAAGACAAAUCCUGAACAUCACAAAACAGAUAGCAUUCUUUUGAAUCUGGACAUUGAUAUGAUCAGGCAGUUCCCAAUAGAUCCCAUGCAUUGUGUAGAUCUAGGAGUGACUAAGCGAAUGUUGAUGCUGUGGAAAGAAGGACCUUUGGCCCAUAUAUUAUCAGCUGGACAUCUUAGCACCAUUACUUAUUUUCAUCAAGCUGUCCGACAUCACAUACCUCCUGAAUUCAAUAGGAAACCCAGGGGGUUAGAUGAACUGAAGCACUGGAAAGCAACUGAAUUCCGAACAUUUUUGCUUUAUACUGGACCAGUGAUUUUGAAAUAUGUUCUCGAUAAGGAGAAGUAUAUUCACUUCCUUUCACUUACUAUUGGAAUGCGCAUCUUGUACAGUGAAAACCUAAUGGAGCAUCGUGAUUAUGCAGAUGAGCUGUUAACAUAUUUUGUUGAAAAAGGUAGCAGCCUGUAUAGCAUGAGUUUCAUCUCAAAUAAUGUGCAUUGCUUGCUACAUCUCACUGAUGUUGCAAAUUACAACAGAUCAUUACACUAUUGUUCAGCGUACAAGUUUGAGAACAAUAUGGGUCAAAUCAAGAGGUUUAUCCGUGGUUCAAGUGAUCCACUGAUUCAAGUAGCUAACGGAUUGGCAGAGAGGCAAGCAAUAUCAAGUUCUAAGAAAUCAAAUGUUAACUCUGGUACGCCAAAGACAAAAGAAUGUUACAGAAUGACCAAUGAUAGCUACUGCCUUAUACAUGGAGUUCAAGAAAAUCUGAUUUUUUGUGAGGUUUUUUGCAGAAUGGAACCUUUGUACACUAAGCCAUGUGACUCCAGAAUAAUUGGCCUAUUCAAAGGAUUUCGGAAUCACACUAAAAUGUUACAUACUGACACCACUCAACUGACACAUAAAGCAAUCAUGAUACCUUUGUCAUUGAUUGAUAAAGAUGAAUACAAUGCGGUAGCACUUAUACCGCUCAUGCAUUCAGUUUGAUUAGUUAGUCAAGUAAGUUCCGUAAGGCAGGGUUUUUGCCUUUUUUAUUGCAUGUUAUCCUGAUUUUGAUCCAAAGACUAUGAAUAAUGUGUGUGUGUGUGUGUGUGUAUGUGUGUGUCUGUGUGUGUGUGUGCGUGUGCGUGCGUCUUUCAGUAUCGAAUUUGUUUAUUCGGUGAUGGACAGACAUCUGUUGUACCAAUCAGUUGGAUUUUUGAUGACAAUGGAACAUUGAAGUGUCUAUGGACAUCAUCACUCUCAAACAUUAAAAACAAUUCUCCACCAAACCCUAACUGGAAGGUUUAUGACAUUGUGAAGAUUGUUGGACCAUCAAUUGGAGACUAUGAUCAAGCAAAUCAAUACAUCUCAGAUUACACAACGGGGGUCUCAGCAGCAGAGGACUCAAUUACUUAUUCAAUGACAGACCCUGCAGUUGUGGAAUUACCUGAGAAGAGAAAAAGGAAAAAUAAGCUCUGUGAUGAAAGUGACAUCAAUUCAGAGACAUCUUCCUGUGAAGAUGAUAUGAACUUGAAGCAGUCAGGAAAUGAAGUGAAGGAAUCUGGUCUGAAGUCAAGAAAUGUCCCACUGCCCAAACCUCCUAUAUACCAUGAUACUCUUCAGAGAAGUGGGAAAAAAGAUGAGGAUGAUCCCAAGCCCACAAGCUCUGAUGUCUCAGAAUUUCGUGAUCUUCAACAACAUCACAUGACUUAUAAAGAAAUUACAGUGCAAACCAGGAUACCAGAUGAUGUGCAUUUAAAGAAGUCAAGAAAUGCAAUGAAGCGAGCUGGUCUGAAGACAAAGAAUGUUCAGCUGGCCAAAACUCCCAGAUACCAUGGUGACUUUCUGGAUGAUAACAAUGAAAGCCCUGAUGACAGUUAUUUAAACUCAAGCCAGCCCAACCCAGUAUUCUUAGAUACUCUUCAGGGAAAUGUGGCAAUGCAUGAGGAUGAUCAUCCCAAAAGCUCUGCUUCUUCAGGGAAGGAACCAAAGGAAACAAAAUGCAAAGUCACCAUGGAGAAAUUGUUUGAUCUGAAUACUAAGAUACUCCAACAAAUUCAAAUGCUGGAACAGAGACAAGCUGUCAUCAUGAAUGACUUUGCAAAAGUUAAGUCUGUUCUCAUGAAGCGGGCAGAAGAAGAUGCCCAUGAGGAACUUUUUAAACAACAACAGUGCUCCAGCUUUGAAACGUUUGAAGCCUUCUGUCAGAGGCUUGAAGAAGACAAAAAUUAUCGAGAGCUUUAUGUACACUAUCUCAUCCAUACUCACGGCAGCUCCAAUAUAGAAUGUGUCAGGUCUUUUCACAAACAAAAUGAAAUAGAGGUGAAGAAGCUAAAAGUAACCACCAGAACAACACCAGACGCGGAAUGUAUUCGCCAAGUAGAAUUUUUUUUGUCCAACGCCAACACCAGGCUGAAAAGGAAACCAAAUAAAGGAAAAAGCUGACUUUUUGUUUGAUUGUUUUUAUUGAUGGAAAUAAAGAAUGUGGGUGUAAAAGUUUGAGUUAACUGAAUCAUUUUAGAUAACAGUGAACUAACACAAUUAUUGCAUAGUGGUGUUAUAUGGUGAUCUCACAGUAUGAGCACACAGUGAUCACAGUAUGAGCACA